Messenger RNA from Acipenser ruthenus (sterlet), 1765 nucleotides. RefSeq names its product protein FAM3B-like. The coding region runs from base 882 to 1583 and encodes 233 amino acids. Lineage: Eukaryota; Metazoa; Chordata; Actinopteri; Acipenseriformes; Acipenseridae. The transcript is spliced from 8 exons. The record is from RefSeq and is a predicted model, not a curated record.
UAGUACCGUUUUUGAAGUUGGCAUAAACUAAAAGCGGUUACGUUAUUUUGACAAAAAGGUAUUUAGUGUGUCGCGCUAUAUGGAAGUGGCUGAAAAUCGGGACUUUUUAAAGAUUUUGAGCAGCAUGUCGGGAAACCGGGACGUCUGGUCACCCUUGCAAACAGGCAUGAUUCAAAGAGAGAAAACCUAGCAAACCAUUACCGUAAAGGUCAGAGCAAAUUGAAUGUAGUUGUUUUUACCUGCAGGCAGGAAUGCAGUACACUGUAUUAUAUUUUGCAGAAUUGAUCUGUGUUUAUUUUAUGGAGGGGGUGGUGGGUAAUUUAUCGAGAUAAUAUAGUAGUUGUAAUUUAGUAUUUAUUUUUAUUUUUUUUGCUUGUUUUGGAAUAACUUUUCGCCUCCCCUUUACGAAUUAAUUGCACAAUUAACACAUUUCUCAGUUUUAAUUAAGGAACCAAAACACAUUAGACUGUGCUCAGAGUCAUUUUAAAAGGAAAGUAGUUAAACACGACAAAAACGUAUAAAACCAGACACCCUCAAUACAUAGUUUUUCAAUGCUAACUAGCAGUUUGAAGUAGCCAUUGAAGCCUAUUAGUUUGUCAGAUGAAAACAGAUUUUGAAGCGUUUUGAUAGUUAAGACUAAAUCAAAGUAUCUAUUUUGAGGUAUAAAACUAACUUACCUUCAUAAAGGUAGAUGUAUGGCGUUCUAAGUAUGUUCUGUCACUGUCUGGAGGAAAUAUCUUAGUAUGUAGCCCUUCGAAGAAGAGCCACUUCUGUACAUCACCAGUGGGCGUGAUCUUGUAGCAGAUGUAUAUCUAUACAUUGGCCUGAAAGUGUGAACAGUUGAAACAAGAGCUGAAUGCUUCAGCACCUCACCCACGAACAUGAAAUCCAGUGGCGGAGUACGAGGAGAUUUCUUCAAAUUCCUGGCACUUAUCGUAGGCUGUGGAUUGGCUUGGUACCUGGGGCAAAUAUGUGCCGUUCUAUUGCCCCCGGAAACCUUUUCAGUUGCUGUGAGCCAGAUUCUAGAGAAGCCUUCCAUUAACGCCCCUCUUCCUAAAAGGCAGAAGUGUGAUCACUCGUCUCCGUGCCCAAUCGGAAGCUUUGCGUUCAGGGUGCUAAGUGGAGGGGGCAAAAACAGUGUACCCACAAUCUGCUUCGAAGAAGUCAUCAUGAAAGAAGGGAAGGGGAACACAAGAGAAGGGAUAAACAUUGCAGCUGUUGAUGCUGCUACAGGAAAGGUUCACGGCUCAGAUAGCUUCAACAUGUGGGAAGGAGAUAAUGCAAGACCGCUGAUUCAGUUUAUCAACGGGAUUCCAAACAAUUCAAUUGUUCUAAUGGCCACUUAUGAUGAUGGAAGCACUAAGCUUUCACAAGAAGCUAGAAAGGAAAUUGAAAAACUCGGGAGUAAGGAGAUUCAACAAAUUGGUUUCCGGUCAAGUUGGGUCUUUGUGGGAGCUAAAGGAUUCACCCUGCCUAAGGGACUGAAGAAGGAAAAGAUGAAUCACUCAAAUAAAGAGAAAAACAGAUACAACGGCUGGCCUGCAGAAGUACAAAUAGAAGGCUGUAUCCCACGAAGGCAAUGAUUGAAGGCAUCGCUCCACUUUUUUAAUGGGAUCAUUUUGUUUGCUUUCAUAAAAAUGAUGUUAAGUAAUAAAUAUAUGUGUUAUAUUUUGUUGUAAUUAAUUAUGAAAUGUUAUUUAAAGAUAUACAGCUAUGGCCAAAAGUUUUGCAUCUCCCUAAGAAUAAACUAACUGUGCUUCAUGAA